Cuscuta campestris is the source of this 1534-nucleotide messenger RNA. The record is from the annotation of a GenBank genome assembly. NCBI's taxonomy places the organism in Eukaryota, Viridiplantae, Streptophyta, Magnoliopsida, Solanales, Convolvulaceae.
AGGAAACCACGAGGGCAGUGUCCAAUCACGUGGAAAACCAAAACGUACAAUCCAAAGGAGCUAAAACACGAGCUACCGCCCAACAAAGUCCCCCCCACAGCCACAUCUAUCUGGCGGAGAGCGGAUCCGAACGACCACAUCGCGACACCACCGGACUCCCAUUUCUUUCUUUCUGCCGCCUUGCAAUCUCCCCGUCCUCCUCCCUCCCAUCCGGCGGCCUCUACCCGAUCUCAAACAGGAGGAGUUAGCUGAGAAUUGUGCAAGGAGUUUGCGGGGGGUAUUAUUAUUAUUAUUUGCUGGAAUUUUGUUUGGAGAAUGGCUUGUAAAGGGUUCUUCGAAUGCUUGUUGAAGCUUAUGAACUUCUUCUUGACCCUUAUUGGUCUGGCAAUGAUUGGAUAUGGAGUGUAUCUCUUUGUGGAAUACAAAAAUCAUUCUUCAUCUGUUCAUGGAGGCCUUAUGGACGCUCCCGGUUAUGAGGUGGUUCAGCUCGGUCGCCCUAUGCUAAUGGCUGUCUCUUUGGGUGACAACAUAUUCGAUAAGCUCCCGAAUGCAUGGUUCAUAUAUUUGUUCAUCGCUGUUGGAAUAGUUAUAUGUGUAAUAUCUUGCAUUGGCUGCAUUGGAGGAGCAACAAGGAAUGGAUGCUGCCUGUCUUGUUAUUCGGUGUUGAUAAUGUUGUUGAUAUUGCUGGAACUGGGAAUUGCUGCUUUUAUAUUCUUUGACAAAAGUUGGAAGAAGGAAAUCCCUACAGACAAAACGGGAAACUUUGAUAUGAUAUAUAAAUUUUUGGAAGAACACUGGGAUAUUGUCAGAUGGGCUGCCCUUGGGGCUGUAGUCUUGGAGGCACUCAUAUUCUUGUUGGCCAUUGUGGUGAGGGCUGUAAACGCACCGGCAGACUAUGACAGCGACGAUGAGUAUAUAGGUGUUUCCAGACAGCAGAUCCGCCAGCCGCUGAUCAGCAACAGGCAGCCUGCUCCCGCUCCAAGUGCACCUGCCGCUGCUACAAUUGACUCUCGUCCAUCAACUCGGAGUGAUGCUUGGAGUACACGCAUGAGGGAAAAGUAUGGGCUGGACACUUCGGAGUUCACGUACAACCCAUCAGAGUCGAACCGGUACCAACAAACGCCCGUACAACCCCAAGAGGAAAGCAGCCGAUGCGCCAUAAUGUGAGAAUAAUAUGGUUUGGGUUUUACAACUCCUCUUUUCCAAGCACUAUUAACUUUUCAAAAAAAAAAACUGUUUAGUUGUUACUAUGAUUGAUUUGUAUGGUUAUGAAUGAAUGUGUGCAUGCACAAGCUAUGAAUGUGGUAUGAAGUUCAUGUACAAACCCGAGCUUUUGUCUUGAUUGUGCGAAUUUGCAUUCUGUUUCUACGAAACGGAAUCGUGUUUUUGACCCUACUCGGAGGUGGGAUUUUAUCGGGUUUGUUGUUAUUGUUACUGCAUUGUUUGGAAGUUUGGUGUUCUAUUCUCCAACAAGGUUGGAGAGUAGAUCAUAGUAUGAGAAGAAUGGGUUGGUGAAGAAACUGUAAAUUCUGAA